Messenger RNA from Lolium perenne, 835 nucleotides. Lineage: Eukaryota; Viridiplantae; Streptophyta; Magnoliopsida; Poales; Poaceae. The record is from RefSeq and is a predicted model, not a curated record.
CACUGCGGACGGCUUCCUCAAGGUCGGCGCCAUCGGUGCCUCCAGGGUCGCCGCCGAGGAGACCUUCCACUGCCUACACAAAGCUAAAGAAGAUGUGCAAGGAAGGCGUAUAUUGGGGUAGUGUUGCUGGCGUGUACGUGGGCGUGGAGUAUGGCAUCGACAAGAUCCGUGGUCACCGAGACUGGAAGAAUGCGAUGUUGGGGGGUGCUGUGACCGGAGCUCAGGUGUCUGCAGCAAACAGCGAUGACCGGAAGCAUGUCGUCAGUAAUGCCAUCACAGGAGCAGCCAUUGCCACCGCCGCCCAGUUCUUGAAUCACCUCACCUAUUAGCCUGAUCAUCAUCCUCUCCUCUUUAAUUUUUUUAGGGUAAACGGUAGGUGUUCUACCAAAUCAAUUAAGAGGAGAAACAGGUUCAAUUACAAGCUAGAGAGGGACUAGCUGACACAGAGAAAAACAUAAAAAGAAAAACACAUGGCAAGGUUAACUCCUAAGCAGACUACUCGCUGUGAUCAGGCAUAGAGCCUUGCUCUUCUCCUCUGUUUUCCUCUUGCAAAUAAGCUUCCAGGAGAAGCAGAUCGUCCUUGAUCAGCUCCAACAGUUGAUUCUCGGGCAUUGCUGAUCAGCUCCCAGGAACAGUUAACUCCUGACGCCCAGCAAAUCUCUUCUUUAAUUGAUUUCCAACUUGUGUCUUAACAUUUUUUGGGGGGCAACUUUGUCUUAAUGGUGGCGACGUUAGCAAAAUUAAAGCCAAGCAUGGACGUGGAUGAGUCGAACUUGUGUUCCAUGUGAUGAGCAGCAGAAAUUGAAAUGUGUGGCCUAAAUUUUUAUUUUUUUUA